UGUAUUGAUCCACCAAAAUAUAUAAAAGCAAAACAAAAAAUCCUAUUUCAACAACAAAAAUAUCAAUCAUCUUCCAGUUCCUUUGCGAUUCUUCAUUUUCCUUCCUCGUAUGAACACAGACACACAGAGGAGAAUAGAGAUUCUGAAUGGAUAACAUACCUGAGCAUCUAGUAUGGGAGAUAUUGAGUCGGAUAAAGAAAACCAGUGACAGAAAUUCGGUUUCCUUAGUUUGUAAACGACUUUACAAUUUGGAUAAUGGACAGAGGAAUUCUCUUAAGGUUGGAUGUGGGAUGGAUCCUGCAGAUGAAGCUUUGACCUGUUUAUGCACUAGGUUUCUCAACUUGUCGAAAGUCGAGAUCACAUACUCUGGUUGGAUGUCAAAGCUAGGGAGACAAUUGGAUGACAAGGGUCUUCUCAUUCUUGCGAAUCACUGCCCUGUGCUCUCUGAUCUUUCCUUGAGCUACUGCACUUUUAUCACCGAUGUCGGUCUCCGGCACUUGGCGUCUUCUUCCAAAUUGUCGUCUUUGAGGUUGAAUUUCUCACCGAGAAUCACUGGUUGUGGCAUAUUGUCUCUUGUUGUUGGUUGCAAAAACCUCACCAGGCUUCACCUUAUCAGAUGCCUCAAUGUGAGCAGUGUGGAGUGGCUUGAGUACCUUGGGCGGCUUGGGACGCUUGAGGAUCUCUCGAUUAAGAACUGCAGAGCUAUCGGUGAAGGUGACUUGAUUAAGCUAGGCCCUGGUUGGCAAAAGCUCAAAAGGUUGCAAUUUGAAGUCGAUGCUAAUUACCGGUACAUGAAAGUUUAUGAUCGGUUAUCUGUAGAUAGGUGGCAAAAGCAGCCUGUCCCGUGUGAAAAUGUGCUCGAGCUAAGCCUGGUGAAUUGCAUCAUCAGUCCUGGGAGAGGGCUUGCUUGUGUAAUGGGGAAGUGCAAGAACCUGGAAAAAAUCCACCUAGACAUGUGUGUUGGGGUUAGGGACUUUGACAUUAUUUGUUUGUCGAAAAGAUCAAGUGGCCUUCGAUCAGUUUCAUUUAGAGUUCCAUCUGAUUUUUCACUUCCUUCCUUAAUGAAUAAUCCAUUGAGGUUAACAGAUGAGAGUCUGAAAGCCUUAGCUCAAAACUGCUCGAAGCUUGAAUCAGUGAGGAUAUCUUUCUCUGAUGGGGAGUUCCCCUCAUCAUCCUCAUUCACAUUAAGUGGAAUACUUUGUUUGAUUCAGAAGUGUCCAGUUCGUGAGCUCUCUCUUGAUCAUGUUUAUUCCUUCAAUGAUGUUGGAAUGGAAGCUCUUUGCGCGGCAGAAUAUCUUGAAUCUCUUGAACUUGUGAGGUGCCAAGAGAUUAGUGAUGAGGGGCUGCAGCUUGUGAGCCAGUUUCAUCGGCUAUGUAGUUUAAGGUUAAGCAAGUGUUUGGGGAUAUCAGAUGAUGGAUUAAAGCCACUUGUUGGAUCAUUCAAGUUAGAUUUCUUGGCCGUUGAAGAUUGUCCUCAGAUUUCUGAAAGAGGUGUCCAAGGAGCUGCAAAGUCUGUAUCUUUCAGGCAAGAUUUAUCGUGGAUGUACUAAACUACUAGGUUUGAUGAACAAGGUGAAGUCCAGGGGUUUUGUUACAAGCUUACAUGGAUUCUUGAUUAUCCACAAUGCUUCUCUAUUUCUUUAUGUUGUAUAUCAUACACACAUAAGCUUUUUUUGUUGUAUUUGUUUUGUAAAUCUUGUUAUAAAUUAAAUAAAUCUAUAGCAACAUGUGAUGUGAAUUACAUUA
Molecule: messenger RNA, 1746 nt
Organism: Lotus japonicus
Lineage: Eukaryota; Viridiplantae; Streptophyta; Magnoliopsida; Fabales; Fabaceae
Product: F-box/LRR-repeat protein 14
Exons: 2
Coding region: 147-1550 (467 amino acids)
Biological process (GO): SCF-dependent proteasomal ubiquitin-dependent protein catabolic process
Cellular component (GO): SCF ubiquitin ligase complex
Molecular function (GO): protein binding
Source: RefSeq, a predicted model, not a curated record